AUGGAUAGAGAGCUUUGGGAGCUGGUAAACAAGUUUUUCCUCAAGUCCGCACUGCUGGUGUGCCAAUCGAAACAUUACAGGGGCCAGCCGGCUUCAGAGAACGCCACAAACACAAAUAACUGGUUUAACAUCGAAACACUGGGAAAUGCUGUUUUGGAACGUGAGAUAGGUCCUUGGACCUCGUUUGAGGGAUCAAGAACCGUACCACCGCUUGUGAUAGAGACAUAUCUUGAUUUGACGCAUUUGAGCCCGUCGCAAUCAAUCAUCCUACGGGAUCAAGAUGGAAAUCCGUGGAACGUAUGCAAGGGCACCAGAAAAUCGGAAAUAAUGCUGGAGCGGUGGCUUGUACAGCUAGACAAUGACACACAAACAAGUGAGGGCAACGGCAAUGAGCCCCACGCCUCUAAUGAGGAAAUCUACAGACAGCUGAUUUUACUUUUUCGAUACUUAUACACAUUGGUGGGCUUGUUGCCAGCCAACGACCUGCAUCUCCGACUUUCAAAGCCGGUCUCAGCGUCGGGAACCGCCUCCUGCGUGAACGUAGGAACGCGCGUGUUAGAUGGUACUAAACCCAUUGUUUCGAAGGGCAGAAUCGGACUCAGCAAACCUCUCAUUGCCACUUAUUCUAACGUGGUCAACGAAACAAACUUACCGCCACACCUCGAGCAACGCAAAAUCACACCUAUUCAAACCAAAUACGGUUCUCUAAGGAUAUCCGUGUCGUACAGACGCGAUACAGAUUUUCAAGUCAACGAUAACGAAGAGUACUACGCAAACGAAUUUGGAAGUGCAGCUGCAACUCAGCGUCAAAUGCAGACUGCAAUGCCCGGGGCUACCAACUCCUCACUGAGAAGGGUGUCCAUGAAUAGUCAGCGUUCGAUUUCUGUUUCACCCAAUACACAUAUAAGCCCAAACCUGUUAAUGGACCAAUCACCUCAAAAACCAAAAACUGCUCUCACACGCCAAUUUCAACCUUUCAAAGCAGGUUCGGUCGGAAGUGGUUCCAUUCCACAAGUCAUCCAGGGUAACAGCAUAAGCAGAAAUCCUUCGGGCACUUCAGUUGUCGCCGCCCUUCGAGCUCAAAGAUCCAGCAAUGGUUCCAUUACAACAAGCUCAAAUCCAUUGCAAGAAUCACACCCCGAGCCUUCCAGUAUAGGGAGCGGCAGCGUUUCCAAAUAUUCGUCCUCAUUCGGUCGCCUGCGCCGUCAUUCGAGUGUAAGAAGGUCGGACAGUGUCGAACGGCCUCAAAAGCCCAGCAAAUCAAACGAAUCACCAUCCAGUGACCUUUUAGAGUUUAUGAAACUUCUAGACGACAGAAAGGAACUUAAAACCAAAGCUAAUGAUAGAGCUGCCACCAUAGACAUGGCAAGCUCGCUUUUGAAGUUCCAAGGUAUGAGAAACACCAACAAUAACUUAAGCACCGACCUUUCGAUGUCUAUGUCUCUGGAAAGGCCGCCGGUCGGUCAGCAGAGAAGCAGAUCGAGGUCCAAUUCCCAUUCUCCCAACUCUUCAUUUUCACCAUCCAUUCAAUAUUCUUCCAUUCCUAUGAGACUUUCUCAAAGUCGUUCCAACUCUUAUCGAAAAGACAUUCUUGACGAAUACUCCAGCAGGAGAGGCUCCGCGGACAGACCAGGAUCACUCAGUUAUAACCUCAAUGAGAGCAUGAAUAACGCUCAAAGAACAUCUGUUCGUGACAGUGCUAUUGCAGAUGACGACGACGACGAUGAUCUAUUGAUCGGUAGAAGCACCUAUAACAACCAGGCGCUUUCAAACAAAAAUCGCUCGACGUCUCCCGGCUCAAUGCGUAGCAUUUCGAGUUCGUACAACAAAAGCCAAUUGCCUUUCAAGUCAGUGUCCAAUUUCUCUGGGCCAACGACUAUGGCGACACCUGCGCAUGCUAAGCUACACAAGGCUGCUGCUGUAGCUUCUACAGAGUCGAACGAUGCGGAGACUGAACCUAAGAAGGACGAUAGCUUAGGUCAUGCUGACGAAGAUGACGAAUUACUAUUUUUCAUGAGCGAUAUGAACCUUUCAAAGUAG
Molecule: messenger RNA, 2040 nt
Organism: Lachancea sp. 'fantastica'
Lineage: Eukaryota; Fungi; Ascomycota; Saccharomycetes; Saccharomycetales; Saccharomycetaceae
Source: the annotation of a GenBank genome assembly